Molecule: messenger RNA, 2019 nt
Organism: Talaromyces proteolyticus
Lineage: Eukaryota; Fungi; Ascomycota; Eurotiomycetes; Eurotiales; Trichocomaceae
Product: putative flavin-binding monooxygenase
Exons: 3
Coding region: 95-1960 (621 amino acids)
Molecular function (GO): NADP binding; N,N-dimethylaniline monooxygenase activity; flavin adenine dinucleotide binding
Source: RefSeq, a predicted model, not a curated record
CUCAAUGUUUGGAAUACCAAUAUUUGGAAACUAUUUCAGAAUCAAUUACUUCAUGUAACUUGCUAUACAUUUUCACCGUAAUUGAGAGUUGGCCAUGCCGUCAAUUCGCAGACAAAACGCCUACGCCAAAAAUGCAUACACUUACUACCCCAUCGUCAUCGUUGGUGCCGGCGAGUCUGGCAUCGCGAUGGGAUGUCAGUUGAAACAGGUUCUUGGAUUCGACCAAUUCCGCAUCUUCGAGCGUCAAUCGGGCAUUGGCGGCACCUGGUGGAUUAAUAGGUAUCCUGGAGUUGCUUGCGACAUUCCCGCCAUCUUUUACUCCUUUUCUUUCGCACAGAAUCCAAACUGGACCUCGAUGCAUCCCCCCGGCCCCGAAAUCGCCAGAUAUCUCGCUGACGUCUGCGCCAAAUACGAAAUCGUCGACAAAAUCCAACUGCACACCGAAGUCACCGAGCUGAAAUGGCUCGAAGACGAGGAAGAGUGGGAAAUCAGGCUGGCGUAUCUGCGGCCUGGAACCGGCGACUGGUCUGAACUCGAGCGCCGCGAAAAAGUUGCUGCAGAGGGGGAAAGAAGUGUUUACAUUGCCACUGAAAUCGUGCGAUGCAAGAUCGCUAUUAGCGCGGUGGGUGGGUUGGUCGAGCCGAAAGUAUUCCCGAAGGAGAUCCCGGGGAUAGAGACGUUUCAAGGCGAUGUGAUUCAUUCAGCGAAAUGGAGAGAUGAUAUUGAUUUCACGGGCAAGGAUGUUGUUGUCCUGGGAACUGGCGCGAGUGGUGCCCAGGUCGUCUCGGCGAUGUCGAAGGAGCCGUAUAAGGUCAAAUCCAUCACGCAAUUGAUGCGGACGCCGCCGUGGGUGCGCCCCUUUGGCGAUGAUCCAGAAUCUGGAAGAAUAUACAGGAAAUACGUCUCGGUGUUACUACGUAAAAUCCCCGGGAUGACGCAAACUUUUCGAUUUAUCCUGUUUCUAAUGAUCGAGCAUGAAUUUUUCUCCAUUUUCGCAGACACGGAUUAUACGCGGAAGCAUUUAUCUAGUGAAGAAGAGGCGUGUCGACGGUACAUGAAGAAGAUCGCCCCGGAGAAAUAUUUUGAUAUGUUGACGCCAGACUACCGUCUCGGGUGCAAGAGACGCAUUAUUGGUGGUGACUGGUAUAGGAGUCUGCAUGAUACCAAGGUCGAAUUGACCACUCGUCGACUCAAGAGCAUACAGGCUCGGGGUGUCACGCUGGGACGCCAUUUAUACCCGAAACCUGCGCAUGGAACAGACCCAUCAGAUGAGGAAGAUGUGGAGCUCGCAGCCGACGCAAUCAUUGUAGCAAAUGGCUACCAUACGAAUGAAUGGCUUCAUCCCAUGCGUGUCAUUGGCAGAAACGGAUAUAGUCUGCACGACGUCUGGGACGAGCGAGGUGGGCCUCAGGCGUACCUAGGAAUCGCGAUGGAUAAAUUCCCCAACUUCUUCAUGAUUUUCGGACCGAAUACGGCGACGGGACAUUCCAGUGUUGUUCUUGCCACUGAAAAUGCGGUUCAGUAUAGCCUGAAAUUUAUCAAGUCGAUUCUUGAUGGAACGGUGAGUACGUGGGAGGUAAAAGAAGAGGCGGAGAGAGAGUGGACGGAGAAAGUUCAGAGGGGACUCAAGGGUACGACGUUUUCGAGUGGUUGCUCGAGCUGGUAUACACAGGAAAAUGGUUGGAAUUCAACGACAUAUCCAUUCUCUCAAAUUGAUUAUGGACUACGCUGUAUGUUCCCGGUCUGGGGCCAUUGGGACGCCAAGUUUACUCCGGGUGGAAUAAGAAGACGUCGAUUACGAACCUUGACUCGCGGAUUGUCGUUGAUGGCUGUUGUUAGUCUUUAUAUCUGGUGGAAGAAGCGCCCAGCAGCUUUUCAGGCUUUGAAAGCCGCCAUUCUUCAAGCCGCCAAUCAAGUUGUUGGCUCAGUGGUAGCUAAUCUACAACGUCUCCAGGCAUAGUUGAGUUACUAUUUGUGUAUGGAAUGAAUAUGGUUGAAAUUUCAUUAUGACUUAUUAUU